GAGUCUGUAAUAUCCAGCUGUCUGUCUAUGAAGAGUGACCAAUCUAAAGAUCCUCCUCUUGUCUUCAGUAAUGAACCUGGACCCUCAGACACAAAACAGAGAGCAGAGUCUGUAAUAUCCAGCUGUCUGUCUAUGAAGAGUGACCAGUCUAAAGAUCCUCCUCUAGUCUUCAGUAAUGAACCUGGAUCCUCAGACACAAAAGAGAGGAAGAGGAGGGCUGUUUCUGUGGAGGAGCAGCUGUCCUGCUGUUCUUUGUGUCAGGACGUCCUGAAGGAUCCAGUCUCUACCAGCUGUGGACACUGGUUCUGCAGACAGUGCAUCACCUCAUACUGGGACCAGUCUGCUUCAUCAGGAGAUUCCUCCUGUCCCCAGUGUGCAGAAAGAUCCAGAACCAGACCUGGACUGCAGACAGACAGUCAGACCAGCACUGUACAAACAGAAAGUGGUCUGCAGGAGGUUUUAGAUGAACAUCAGAUCAGUCUGAGCAGCACAUGUGAAUGUGUGACUCAAGGAACUGAUGAAGCAGGAAGCAGCCAAUCAGAUCCCUCCUCUCUUUGUGGACAGGGUGACAGAAGUACGAGGCUUCACUGA
This is a messenger RNA of Scomber japonicus (chub mackerel), 591 nucleotides long. RefSeq names its product E3 ubiquitin-protein ligase TRIM17-like. NCBI's taxonomy places the organism in Eukaryota, Metazoa, Chordata, Actinopteri, Scombriformes, Scombridae. The coding region runs from base 28 to 591 and encodes 187 amino acids. The transcript has 5 exons. The record is from RefSeq and is a predicted model, not a curated record.